UAAACAAAACAAAAACAAUCUUCAGUGUCAUUGUAAGAUAAAGAAAACAUUUCAGUGUUGAAAAAAAAAUCAAUUUCUUGUUGUACAACGUUACAGAUGUUCUAGUGAUAAAAUAUGUCGAAGAUUAACACAUCUUUCAGAGUAAACAUAUAUGAUUUACCUCUGAAUCGUUUUGCAACAAUAGCCUUACCCCAGUAUCUUCAGCAACUUCAACAACAUCAAUCCAACCUACAUGAAUAUAAAAGCAACAGAAAUUGGAACAAGCUAAGAACCGAGCAGUUAAAAGGACAACAGGUUGCAGCCCAAUUAGAAGCUGCAUUACUGGAGUUAGAAGGAGUUGCACAACAACUGACAUCAGACGAUGAGAUAGAGUUUGAAAAGAGAGUCAGGCCAUAUAAAAAUCAAGCGCUAAAUGCAAUUAGAAUUUUAAAACAAAAUGCAGAUAAUUUCAAUGAAGGCUUUGAGCCACUCACAUCCGAGGAAGGUCAAAAGAAACAGUUAGAGCUAAUUAAAGAAACUGUUUUACCAGAAGAAAUUGAGGUUGAGCAACGGAAAGUACAAUUCGAGACAUAUCAAAACUUGCAAAAAGAUAUUGAAGAGUUGCAUGACUUAUUUUCAGAGUUUUCACAUCAAGUCAAUACUCAAGAAACGACAGUCUCCAACAUUGAAGAGAAUGUGGAAGCAGCUCUAGAAGAUGUUAAAGAAGGACAACAGAAUUUGGCGAAGGCUGCAAGAUUUAAAACAACUCUUUACCCAUUCACAGGAGCGCUAAUCGGAACGUGCAUUGGUGGUCCUAUUGGGCUUCUCGCGGGACUCAAAAUUGGGGGUCUUGCAGCACUUGGAGGAACGGUAUUAGGCUUUGCUAGUGGUCGCGGUCUGAAGAGAUGGCAAGAAUCGGCAGUCAAUGAAUCAGCAAAUAGCUUAACGAGAAGUCCAUCAACCCCUAUGAAUUUAGGAAAUAGUACCCAGUCUGGAAAGCUUUCAUGCUCUGUUAGCUUUAAAGAAGAUUAAGGCCUUUGUUUCUUAAGGAAUUGUUUCUAAUAAUGAUUUUCACACAGAGUUGAUCAAGAACGUUAUGUCAUUAUACAUUUUCAGGUAAACAGAGGCAAAAUCAAGUAUAUUCUACCUUUGAUGACCGACUGCAUCGUAAUAACUUUAAAUGUCAUGCAGUAUUAUUUCAUUUCUCUGUAAUAUACUUUUGAAAUUUUCGAGCUUCUACGUAAACAAGAUGUUGAACAAGAUGACUUUUCGUUAGGGUACCUGACAGUAGAAAAAUGUAAUUACAACACCACCAACCAAGUGGCCGAUAAUACAAACAAAUAGGCUACAAGCCUAAAAUGGCA
This is a messenger RNA of Daphnia carinata, 1343 nucleotides long. RefSeq names its product syntaxin-17-like (gene Syx17). The record is from RefSeq and is a predicted model, not a curated record. The transcript is spliced from 3 exons. Bases 115 to 1011 code for a protein of 298 amino acids. Gene Ontology annotation, cellular component: plasma membrane; autophagosome membrane; endomembrane system. Gene Ontology annotation, biological process: exocytosis; intracellular protein transport; vesicle fusion. Gene Ontology annotation, molecular function: SNAP receptor activity; SNARE binding. NCBI's taxonomy places the organism in Eukaryota, Metazoa, Arthropoda, Branchiopoda, Diplostraca, Daphniidae.